This is a messenger RNA of Paraglomus brasilianum, 156 nucleotides long. Lineage: Eukaryota; Fungi; Glomeromycota; Glomeromycetes; Paraglomerales; Paraglomeraceae. The record is from the annotation of a GenBank genome assembly.
AUGUCGAAGAGAAUACCUGCCGUAUAUUGGGCAAUACAAACUGUGGUCUCUCAGAAAUCGCAAAGGAAAAGGAUAGGAAUGAAUGGAAGUAAGAAAGAUAAGCCUAUAGCAGUUGGGCAGUCAAACGAUAACGAUUCAAAUUUGGAUCAUGAGUAA